Ilex paraguariensis (yerba mate) is the source of this 2043-nucleotide messenger RNA. The record is from the annotation of a GenBank genome assembly. Lineage: Eukaryota; Viridiplantae; Streptophyta; Magnoliopsida; Aquifoliales; Aquifoliaceae.
AUGGCCUCUCUAACCCCAGGCAUUUUGUCCAAACUCCUCCAAAAUGUAGAAAACAAGGACGUCAAAGUCACCGGCGACCACCGCUCCGCCCUUUUACAGGUUAUCGGCAUUUUGCCGUCGCUCGCCGGAGUUGAUGGUGAUCCAUGGAAAAACAGAGGGUUCUUUCUGAGAGUUUCGGACUCGGUUCAUUCGGCGUACGUAUCAGUAUCAGAAGAAGACUUAGACCUGGUACUGAGUGAUAAAAUCCAACUCGGUCAGUUCAUUCACGUGACUCGGCUCGACUCGGGCUCUCCUGUUCCAGUACUUCGUGGUGUAAAGCCGGUCCCGAAUAGGCGGCCAUGCGUCGGAGAUCCGAAGGAUUUGAUUUCCAGCGAUUUGCUGCAAAUAAGGACUCGUGUUGAUUUUUCGAAGGUGAAGCCAAAGUCGAAGAUGAAGAAGGUCGAGGCGAAUCCAAAUCUGAAGCCAAAGGUGAGUGAAGAGUCGAAGUCUCGGAGGCUUUCGUUGGGGAAUGGGAAGGAGGAGGGUUUGGAUUUGAGGAGGUUGAGUUUGGAUUCUGGGAGAAAGGGUUGGGAUCGGGGUCCGGCGACUAAGAAUGGGGUUCGGCCGGUUUCGCGGUCCAAGUUGAAGGAGAGUUUCAGUUCUUGUGACUCUGAUUCUGUUCUUUCCAAUAAGAAGGCUUCUUCUGAGAAGAAUUCAUCACCGGAACAUCCAAGUUGUGGCUUUUCACCCCUCAAAAACAAGAACGUAAUAGUUCCUCAGAAAUUGCUUAUAAAGCCUGUAAAAAAGGAUUUGAAGUCAUCAGUUGAUGCCGCUAUUCCGAGUAAUCUUAUUAAGGUUCCCAUCAAUUCAAGAACUUGGUCUGACCUGAAGAUUUCCUGGGAUUCACUUCCAACUACUAUGAGGGAACUUGGAAAGGAAACUGUAUGCAAUAGAAAUGUUGCGUUUUUUACUGCUGUAAGUGCACUUGAAGAAGCAACUGCUGCAGAGGGUGUCAUUCGAUGCCUGAGCAUGUUUGCAGAGUUUUGUACGUCUUUUCAGCAAGGUUCCGCUGGAACACUAGUUGAACAAUUUUUGGACUUGCAUCAGAGUAUACAGAAAGCAGCAGCUGUUAUUGAUGCAUUGCUCAGCAUCAGGUUUCCUGAAGCUUUUGCCUCGCAGUCUCCACUGCCAGAAACAUUUAGAGAUACAGUGAAUAAAAAUUCCACAUCGUGGCUGCAAGCUGCGGUGCAGUCUGAUCUUUCCAAGUUUUGGUUGUUCGCAAGGGAAGACAAGAGGGAUGUUUCGGAGGGUGACAAAUGUCAUUAUGUUGUCUUAGAAAGUACCCCUAAGAAAAUAGAGUUCGAGAACCAUUCCCCUCAAAACAAGCAAAGUCCUACCAACCGUGGUGCUUCCAAAACAAAUUCAAGUGCAAAGGUGUUACCAUCUAAUUCUAGAUGCCGUCUUCCAACCACAAAAAACUCAAACAUUGAAAGGGAAGAGUGGUCUAAGGGAAAUGGAUUACGGGAGGCAUCCAAUUUGGCAGAGAAACUGCUCUUAGCAUCUCGCUCGUGGUUCUUGAAUUAUUUGGAGGAUUCCUUGAACAAGGGAUUUGGAUUGAGGAAUGGGGAAGGAGGUUCUGAAGUUGCAGGCCUUCUUGGGCAACUUAAAAGGGUUAAUCAGUGGUUGGAUGACUCAUCUGGGAAUGGAAAUGCGGUUAAUGAGAAAAUUAAAGGCUUGAAAAAUAAGUUGUAUGGAUUUCUUCUGGAGCAUGUUGACUCCACCAUUGUUGCACGUAGGUAGUUAGACGAGGUACAGACUGACAGCAUUAGAUGAGAACAUAAUUUAGGACUGAUCCAUAUGAAUUGCAGAUCUAAACUGCAAUACAGUUACAAACCUCUGUUGUUGGAGAGUUUUCGUCGCAAAUGUACCUGAAAUCAUCUAACAUCAUUACCAUUGUUCCAAAUGUGUUUCUAACUUCCAUUAACCAAGAUAGCAGUAAAAUGCCAAUGACUUUAGUUUGUAUCUCUUUUAUCAUGAAAGUGUAUUCUGGACAGGGGAAGGUGG